Molecule: messenger RNA, 1436 nt
Organism: Cuscuta epithymum
Lineage: Eukaryota; Viridiplantae; Streptophyta; Magnoliopsida; Solanales; Convolvulaceae
Source: the annotation of a GenBank genome assembly
CACCAAUAUUGCACUUUCCUACAGUUUUAGGCAAUUUCUAAAAAAAUUGCUAAUGGGCUACACUCCCUCACCGGCCACCGCGGGCAACAACAUAUGAGGGCUUUUCUCCAAAAAAAACAUAUGAGGGCGAAAAAAUCGAAAUCCUGAGAGAAACAUAGGAAGACUCCGGAUUUGUUCUUAAUCCGACUUAGCUAGGUUCCAUCUGCAGCGCGCAAGCCACCGAGCCAGAGACGGAGAUCCCCCCCAUCUUCGGUAAGGAUUUGUGCUGUCGUUAAUUCAAUCGGUCAAUCUUAAUUAUUAGACGAUAGUAUAUAGUUAUACUCCUGUUUGGUUCGCGCGCCAGCAAUGGGGGAAAACUUUUGUGAUAUGGGGUGGUGCGUGGACAUAGACACAGAAGAUGAUCCUGAUCUUCAAAGGUCUGUGGUGAGGAUAUAUCUGGAAGAAGGGGAUGCUUCGUAUGCUAAAACAUGGUGGCUGGAAUGCGGCAGGAACAAGGAAGUUCUGUAUAGGAUUGAGGAGUUUGUUGACGUCAGCCGUGAAUGCGCGGAGACUAUUGACCUGGAGAAGAUCCUCCAAGAAGAAGACCAAGAAGAACUUAUGACUUUAUUUACGGAUAAACUACUCUCCCCCUUCCAGCAUCUUGUCUUCCGAGAAUGGCUCAAGUACUACGCAGGUGUUUUGGUAAGGAGAUGUCGUGAUCGGCUUAUUCCUCUCGUCAAUCGCAACUCUACCUCAAAGCUAUACUCGAUUAGCCUGGGUGUAUCUUUUCAGCUGUCUGCAACUUUGGGAGUAAAGGCCUGGAACUGGUUUCUAGAUUGCCUUGACCAACUGCAGCCUGAUAUGAGUGAAUGGCGUGAUUACGAUCGGUCAUCUCCAAUGCCUCUGCCGAGGAUUGUGCCCGAUGGCUACCGUCUCUUCCAACUUGGCGGUGGUGCAAAAUUAGACAAAGAAAAAACAUGUGCGAUUUGUUUGGGCAAGUACGAACCGCACUGCCUCGUGAUUCGCCUCCAAUGUCUGAAUGAGCUUCUCCCUGAUCCUGACAAGGCCAACACCGCGGCAGCAAAUCCAGCAAUGCUGCUGCCAUGUCAGCACAUAUUCCAUGCCAAUUGCAUUUCGAACUGGUUGCGGGUUUCAAAUCACAAACCCUACCUUCUAUGCUCUCAUAAUACUUGCCCUCUAUGCAGGUUUGAGAUCCGCAGCCACUAUUUCGUGUUUUCUCUUGUACAUUUAUUUCCUCUCUGAUCAUCAUGAAGCAAUUCUGGGGUACUUAAGAAUGGAUGUUGAAUGAACCAGGUCGGGCCACCAAGCCCAUUUGUUUGUUUGUAUGUAUGUAUUCCAAGCCCGGCCAUUUUUAGUGUGCUGAGUUGGAAUUUUGUUGCAAUUUUUUUUUCGGAAUUAUAUUUAAUUUAUUUACACGUUGGUUAUUUUGAUCUGAG